Mizuhopecten yessoensis (Yesso scallop) is the source of this 1394-nucleotide messenger RNA. Its product is annotated as protein starmaker-like. The record is from RefSeq and is a predicted model, not a curated record. The annotation marks the transcript as partial. The transcript has a single exon. NCBI's taxonomy places the organism in Eukaryota, Metazoa, Mollusca, Bivalvia, Pectinida, Pectinidae.
GUACUGGUCAGUCAGAAAAGGUACCAAAUCGACAAAGAGAGGGGGAAGGAAACAAACCCAGAGAGGGUGAACCACAUCCUCGCAAACGAGAGGAAAAUGAUAGAGAGGGUCCACCGCGUCCUAUGGGGCGAGGGCGAGGCAGAGGGCGAGGAAGGGGACGCCCAGGGAGUGGGGAAGUGAAGCCACAGAGGGUGAGGACAACGUCAGGUGAGGACAGAACAGUAGAGACACAACAUGACCUCCUUAUUAUCAAAUUGGACAACUCCAAGGUGAGUGAUGGAAGUGUAGAGAUAGAGUACUCAGAUGGAGAGACACCAAAUAGUACAGUUAUUACCACGUCCUCUGGCAGGGUGCCUAACUCUCGCACAGCCCAGACAUCCACUGAGGAACUUUGGUGGGACGAGGAGGCAGAUGAUCUGCUAACAGGAAGUCUUCUUGGCGAGGACGGCGAUGAUAUAUUCGAGCAUAAGGAACUGUUUGGUGAGCAUGUUAGUCUGGAGGAAGACCAUGAUGGACUAAAUCUCCAUGACAAUAUUCAGGAAGACCAGUUCCUGUAUGAUUAUGAGGAGGGCCAGUUUGAUAGUACGCCACGUCAAAGUCAAAGUCAAGGUGACACAGACGAAUGGGAGGACUGCCCUGAAGAUGAGGAGGAAGAACUUGAAAAUCAUGCUAAAUCAGAUGCAGUCAAGAUAAACUGCCACCUUAACCCUGAGGCGCCCGAGUUCACACCCCACUCUCCUCAUUCCCCAGUCUCAGAUUCUGCUGUAAACAAAGCCCAAAAGAACACAGCAACUGUGAAUAAAUCUGCUACAGCCUCGUCUAAAUCCCAACACGCUCCGAGCUCCAAGCCAACGAAGGCUUCUGCUAAAGGUGCUGUCAUGCCUCACCAGGACAGCGAUUCCUCAGGGCAGAAAAUGAGGAAAGAAAAGGAAGGAAAAGCUGCAAAGAAGCCACUUAGUGACAGCGAUGGUAGCAAGCAGAAAUCUGCUGCAAGUGAAGGUCCAAAAAUGGACAGUAUGCAGAAAUCUGCUAUAGCUAAGAGUCCUAAAAAGGAUGAUAAACAGAAACCUACUUCAGGAGAGAAUCCAAAGAAAAACAGUGGACAGAAAUCUGUUCCACAGAAGAGUGUUAAAUUGGAGGAGAUAAAUGACAAAAAGUCAAGUGAUGCACAAAACACUGUCAGUUCUCACAAGAAGGAAGAAGGCAGUGAAGUGCUCACAUCUUCUCCAGAAAAAGACAGUCCUAAAGGUAAAGAUUCUGAGAAGGAAGUAGAGUCCAAAACAGAGAAGGAAAUAUCCUCUAAACAAGAGGAUCCAGUACGCUCUGAAGUGGAGGACACAUCCUCCACACAAGAGGAGGAGGUACAUUCCUCCUCAGAGGACAAUAGUCCUCAA